This is a messenger RNA of Sesamum indicum (sesame), 1471 nucleotides long. It is a transcript of the gene P5CR, whose product is annotated as pyrroline-5- carboxylate (P5C) reductase. NCBI's taxonomy places the organism in Eukaryota, Viridiplantae, Streptophyta, Magnoliopsida, Lamiales, Pedaliaceae. Gene Ontology annotation, molecular function: pyrroline-5-carboxylate reductase activity. Gene Ontology annotation, biological process: L-proline biosynthetic process. The record is from RefSeq and is a predicted model, not a curated record.
AUAUUUUCUAUUUCGUUGGAUUUUAGGGUAUACUACUUUUUAGGUGGUUUCAGGUGUGCGUAAUUUUUGUUGCCUUCAGUUCCACAGACACAUACGGACUCCGCACUUCAUACUUUCAGAGCCCACCAUUUCCCGCUGCAGUAGAAUCCGUUGCAGUUGUUGACAAGCCGCGAAGAAAGAAGGGCAUUCGAUCUUGCUGAUUGAUUUUCUGUUUUUAUCUAUCUGUCUUUGAGAACAUCUAGUUUGAAGUUUUUGUAAGACUAGCGACAUCCGCAGAAUGGCCAACAUUUCACCAAUUCCAACUGAAUCUUACAAUCUUGGUUUCAUUGGGGCUGGAAAAAUGGCUGAGAGCAUUGCCAGAGGCGUGGUCAAAUCAGGGGUGUUGCCGGCUUCUCGUAUUCGGACCGCACAUCGUGGCACGGCUAGGCGUACUGCCUUUGAAUCAUUUGGUGUCAAAGUUCUGGAUGAAAACAGUCAGGUAGUUCAAGAUAGUGAUGUGGUUGUAUUCUCCGUGAAACCUCAAGUUGUUAAAGAUGUGGUGCUGCAGCUGAGGCCACUCCUUUCAGAGAAGAAGCUCUUGGUGUCUGUUGCUGCUGGAGUUAAGCUAAAAGAUUUGCAGGAGUGGGCUGGUCACAGCCGGUUUAUUAGAGUAAUGCCCAACACCCCAGCUGCUGUUGGUGUGGCUGCAUCAGUUAUUGGCCUUGGAGCAGCUGCAACUAAGGAUGAUGGGGAAUUAAUUUCUAAAUUAUUUGGUGCAAUUGGCAAAGUAUGGACAGCUGAUGAGAAACUGUUUGAUGCUAUCACUGGCCUGAGUGGUAGUGGACCAGCGUACAUAUACUUGGCGAUAGAAGCUUUAGCUGAUGGAGGUGUGGCUGCUGGUCUCCCUCGGGAACUUGCACUUGGUCUUGCUUCUCAAACUGUAUUAGGAGCAGCAUCAAUGGCAACAAAUGGGGGAAAGCAUCCUGGCCAGCUGAAAGACGAUGUUGCUUCGCCCGGUGGGACAACUAUAGCCGGGAUUCAUGAGUUGGAAAAGGCUGGUUUUCGUGGAAUUCUGAUGAAUGCAGUUGUCGCUGCUGCAAAGCGCAGUCGAGAACUCUCUCAGAGUUAAGUUGAUUACAAACUCUCAUGGAUCAGUUGGUAGAUAAGCAACAGUACGCAAAGCUCCAGACCCCUAGUCUUGUUUUCUUUCGAGCUUUCUCAUUCUCAUCAACUUCCAUGGAACACAGCACGAUUCAUUCUCGCCCUUCUCUGUUUCUCUUCACCAGCUAGGGCUUCAGAUGUGUCUAAAAUAAUGGCUUAAUCUGCAUCAUUUACAUUAUGAACUUGUUCUUAUUCUCUUUUCAAUUUUAGGAGGAAGAAGAGUAUCCUAUUGAAACUAUGCUUUUGAAUGUUAAAACUGCAGUUGGCUUGUAAAUGCUGGAAUCAAUCAACUGUGGACAAUUCCACAAGAGUAUAUAAACACACAACUAUA